Messenger RNA from Maylandia zebra (zebra mbuna), 2383 nucleotides. Lineage: Eukaryota; Metazoa; Chordata; Actinopteri; Cichliformes; Cichlidae. The record is from RefSeq and is a predicted model, not a curated record.
ACGUAAAAGCCAUCCUCAUCAUUUGAGACCACACUUGAUAGGACUCCACAAAAGGAAACUUUACGGGCUAAAGUGAAAAAUGAGGGGCACAUCUCCGAGCAGAGGUUAUCCGCCUUUGUCUUUGAAGUGUGGCCAUCUAUGGAAAGCAACCCGAAAUGAGUUCCAGACAAACAUGGAGUGCAUCAAGAAUUUAAACAAGCACCAGAUGGUAGCUGAGAGGAAUCAAGUUGUGGCUUAGAAGAUGAGUGGAUAGAAGAUGGCAAAGCUGACUUUGGAUUUUUGUUUGUUCUUGUUUUCAUUUAUUUUUUACUUCUUACUUGCAGAGCUUUCAAUCUAUUGCUUUUCUGCAACAUCACACCUUUAAUCUUCCUUUACGCCUGUCAGGGGUUAGCACCAUUUGCAUGUUUAGUUGAAUAUGUUUUUAUCUGCAUGCAUCACUGCAUCAGAUAUGCAGACUGAAGCUGGCAUGCAUUGACACGUGGGAGAGCUUCUAGACUGACCUAAUACAAUUAAAGUUGACCUGGAUUUGUUUCCGGUGUUUUGAGACUUAAUUGGAAGGCUGAGCAGCAAAAUGGAACUUCUACUGAAGCUUCUCAGCAUCUGGUGCCUGAUUGGGCUAACUGUCAGCCAGGACAUAACUUACGAGGAACAUAUUGCCCAGAUUCAAGCCUGCCCUAAAGAGUGUCGCUGCCCAACGAACUUCCCUCGUGCUGUUUACUGUGACAAUAAAAACUUGAAGAAUAUCCCUAAAAUCCCUCCAUACACAUGGUACCUGUAUCUGCAGAGCAAUAUGAUUGAAGUGCUGUCAACAGAUGCCUUGCAGAAUGCCACCCAGCUGCGUUGGCUGAACCUUAACCGCAAUAAAAUCACUAGUGAAGGCGUGGAAGAAGGUGUCCUCAGUGCAAUGACUCACCUGGUGCACCUGUACAUGGACGAUAACCUCUUGUCUUCAGUGCCAUCACAACUCCCAGCCAGCCUGGAGCAUUUACGUCUGUCUCGCAAUCGAAUCUCCAAGAUCCCUGCAGGUGUCUUCGUCGGCCUGGAUAAACUUACUCUUCUGGACCUCCAGGGUAACAAGCUGAUGGAUGACGCUGUGACUGAAGUCAGCCUAAAGGGUUUGAACAACCUGGUACAGAUCAAUCUAGCCAAGAACCAGCUGAGUACCAUGCCUCUUGGGCUACCACCUUCUACCACCCAGCUUUUCCUUGAUGGCAACAACAUUGAGAAGAUCCCAGCUGGCUACUUCAAAGGUUUGCCAAAAGUGGCAUUUCUGAGGCUCAACCACAACAAGCUUGCCAGCAGUGGAGUCCCCAAAAAUGUGUUUAACAUCUCCAGCAUUUUGGACUUGCAGCUGUCCCACAACCAGCUGACUGAUGUUCCUCUCAUUCCCUCAGGCCUUGAGCAUCUUCACCUUGACCACAACAAGAUCAAAACUGUAAGCGGCUCAGGUGUCUGUCCCGUGUCUGUCGAAGAUCUGGGCGAUUCACUUAAUGAAAGUGCUCCUCGACUCCGCUACCUGCGACUGGACGGCAAUGAAAUUCAACCACCAAUUCCCAGAGAUGUCAUCAUGUGUUUCCGUCUCCUUAGGUCUAUUGUCAUCUAAACAGAAAAACGAACAUUGUUUCUUAGGCCAAUUCUUAUUUUCCACAAAUGAUGACUUGACCUUGAAGUUGAUUUGGUAAAUAAGAAUUGUGAAGCCAUACAUAUUUGCAUGUUUGUAAAGUAUCUGACAUUAGUUGGCAUGAACUUAUUGUAUUGUUGUGUCUUGGAAACAGCUUUUUUAGUUAAGUCUGAAUAAGAUCUAAAAGACACUACUGAUGGGUUAGAAGCUUUAAUUGUGGUUAUUGACAGCUAGCUGUGCCUUAUGCAGGUGUAAACAGCUGCAUGAAUACUUCUGAACCAAAAUGUAACUGUACAUGAAUAGGAGGACAAUAUGUAUUUAUGGCAUGUAAAAAGCUUGGAGACUAAUUGUCAUUAUGCGAUAUUGAACAGAAGCUAAAGCUUCUAAAUGCAAAAUCAAAAUACAACUUUUAUUUUUUUUUCUAUGACUACUUUAUAUCUUUGGGCUUGAAGCCAAAUAACUGGUCUUGUGUUCUUAUAGGUGUGUGGUCUUGAUUUUCUUCCGAAAAUUACUCUAUUCUAGAAAUUUGCAUAUUUACUGUAGGUAAUUUAUUUUUAUUUAAUACUGGGGGAAUAAAAGUGAAAUCCUGUGAAUAUUCCUGGCCAACAGUCCUUAAUGUUUUGUACACAACAAUGUGAGAACUGUUUUUAUAAAAAAAAAAUACCAAGACACUUUUUAAUUAUGGCCAUUUCUUUUUCUGAAUAAUUUGAGAUAAGAUGUCAUUUGAAUUGUCUUCAAUUUAAAUAAAACUUCUAAGAACAA